AUGGUACAAUCUGGUAUUGGCUACCAGCUGCUGUUCAGAGAUGUCACUACUGAUACCAUUCUGAAAGCCAUUCACACAGUUCUUGAAAACGACAGCUAUCGAGAAAACAUGAAGCGGUUCUCAGCGGUAUUCCGUGAGCACCAGGAGAGGUCCCUGGACACUGCCGCCUGGUGGAUCGAGUACGUGAUACGUCACAAGGGUGCUCCGCACAUGCGCAGUGCAGCCCUCGACCUGAGCUGGUGGCAGCUGCUCCUGCUCGACGUGAUAGGGAUCGUUGUUGCAAUGGCGUCCAUCGUGGCCUACGUGCUGUUCAAGGCAGCCACCUACUGCAAAAGACUUUUGGCUAUCAAUCUGAAGAAGAAGACUUCGUGA
Messenger RNA from Schistocerca gregaria, 372 nucleotides. RefSeq names its product UDP-glucuronosyltransferase 1A9-like. Bases 1 to 372 code for a protein of 123 amino acids. NCBI's taxonomy places the organism in Eukaryota, Metazoa, Arthropoda, Insecta, Orthoptera, Acrididae. The record is from RefSeq and is a predicted model, not a curated record. The transcript is spliced from 2 exons. Gene Ontology annotation, molecular function: UDP-glycosyltransferase activity.